Molecule: messenger RNA, 7900 nt
Organism: Notechis scutatus (mainland tiger snake)
Lineage: Eukaryota; Metazoa; Chordata; Lepidosauria; Squamata; Elapidae
Source: RefSeq, a predicted model, not a curated record
AUGGCAGCAGAAUUGGACAGUGGGGAAGAACAUGGGCAAGUCCGGGAGGCUGGGGAGGACUUGCACUUGGGUCCUGCGUCCUAUACAGAGAUGAGUGGUCUCUUCCACAGAACAGCUCUAAGCCAAGCUGGAGCAUUGCGCAAGUACAAAUACUCAGUGCCUGACCUUGCUUCUUUCCAAGAAUCAAACAUGAACAAGCUCGUGGUUAGACGGCAACAUGAUCAGUCUUUCACUCGAUAUCUUGCAAAUUACAACAGCUUAACAGACAAGCAUCUUGCAGGCUAUUUCAGCAACACCAGGAUAAGACGCCAUCUGCGAAGGUCAGGACUGAUCUCAAGAACUGGAAAGAUAAUAUCAGACAAGGAAUACCGGUUAAAUGCCAUGAAGAAGGAUCAUCAGAAGUAUAUACGGGAAUGCUUGGCUCAGGCUAUUUUCCACAAAGCUCUUGAUAUGGAACGACAUCACCAGGGUGACGUAAAAAGGAAAGUUGAGAGUUCGGCAAGGCGAGAGCGGAUCCAGAAAACCAAGGUGGAACGAGCGAGAAAGGCAGCAGAUGGUUCCCAUCACUUGCUUUCCCCACAUCCACCCACUGUCCCAAGAAAUCGCUUUGGGCGGCGCAAAUUGGGUGAGAGAGGACCAUCAAGUCACACGAUUUCUUAUCCUCGACCAAGCACUGCUCCAGGAAACAUACAACAGCCACUCCGACUUCAGCCCCUCUAUGGAAAUGUCGUGACUGAAGGUUCAUCAAAGACUGGUUUGAGCUCCAGACCAAAGUUUCUCACCGUUGACAAAGAAUAUCAUUUUACUUGUGAGGGGGACAAAGGGAUGUUAAGGCCUGUGCAUUCAAUGGAUUAUUCAGUUGAAGUAUCCCCAUACAGACUUCCCAUUAUUAACAAUUAUAUGAUACCUAUUCCACAACCACCCAGAAGUGACAAAACUAUCAUCCCCAUGAAACCUGGGGGAAGAGGUCGACGGUUUCGCCCUACAACUUCAUCUAAUGGCCUGGAACAGUUGCUAAUGAAGGACUCUGGAAAAUUCUACAAGCCUCAAGUACAAAGCAAUGCAUAUGUUACCAUGGUCUAUUUGGGAAAAACCGUGCACCUUUCAUAUGAUCUUUUAGAUUAUCGAGAGGAAAUAAAAAUUUACCAACAGCAUUGUGGAGGAGAAAACUUAUGUGUGUAUAGAGGCAAACUGCUGGAGGGAGAAACAUUUCAGUUCGUCUCCAGGAGGCAUUACGGCUUCCCCUUCAGUCUCACCUUUUAUCUGAAUGGAAUUCAGGUUGCCCGAUUAAGUUCUUGCUGUGAAUAUAAGCAUCGGAAAGGUACUCGGCUAGGAGGCAAGCGUGGAUACUUUGGUUUCGUCAACGUGGAAAGAUCAUCUCCUUGCUAUAGAUGUAUCAUUACAAUGGGCCUGGACAGAAAGCCUACACCUCCAAAAAAGAAGACUCUUGAAGAAAGCGCAAAGCUGGAAGAUUGGAAGAAAGAGGAAGUGACACAAAAGCUGAAAGAGGAAAAAAAAGUAUUACCGGCCCACUUUCCUUCGGCUUCUGCAUUAAAGAAACGAGCUGCAGAACAUGCUGAAGAAAAGAAAUUGGACACCAAAAAAGGAGAAAAAGAUAAAGAUGAAUUUGAGGAUACCCAGAAAACUGCUACUUAUGAAGCAUAUGAGGAAGAUUUUGAAGCUGAGGAAGAGAAACCAGUUGAGAAAGUUGAGAUAAAAGCACGUGCUGAUGAUCAAAUGAGUGAAAAAGGGAAACCAGUCUCCGAAGGAGAAACAGACCAUUCUGACCGUGAAAGGAAGAAAAAAGUCUCAUCACUGAAAUCUUCACGGACUUCUGAAAGUGAGCGAGAUGAAAGUGAGGGAUAUACGGAAAGCUACACAGAGGAAGAGGAGAGAAAACGUGGUAGAAAAAAAGUGCUUUCCAUCUCUGGCAGCAGCACCUUAUACAGCAGCGGAACCGAAUCUGAGUUUGAAGGCAGGAAGCGGGAUGAGGAGGAAGACAUUACAGACAUUCAUUCAGAAUAUGAAACAGAAACCACCAAAUCUCAACGGGAAGGAAGUCAGGGAACUGAUGUGGAAGAAGAGGAAAACUUGGGGGAAACAGAAACAGAAAGCUUGAGCACCAAGAAUGUGCCAGAUAUCUUCUAUGAAGAAAAAGUGGAGAUGACCCUGCAGGACAUUAGUCCGGGCCAUGAAAAGCCCAAGCUUAUAGGGCUGGUAGACAUGGGGGAGGAGGAAGAUAAGUUAGUGCAUUUGAAAAGCAGUGCUCUAGAAGGAUAUCCGAGCAGGAAGAUUUCUGAAGAUAAGGAAGGUGAUCGCAAAUCGGUCAGAGAGAAAAUAGCUGAGGCUAUUGAAAAAGAUCAGCUUUUGAGUUCUGAACCUGAACCUAGUGAUUACAGUACAGAGGAUGAGGAAGAACAAAUAGCUCAAGGUAAAUUUGAAGCGCCAGAUGGAGUUUCCUUGGCAAAACGCUCAAGAAGAAGUGAAUCGCAAAAGGCUGCAGAGCAAUUGAUAAGGGAGCGAGAGAUGACGCGCAAGGAAGGAAUACUUGAGAAAGAGGAGCUUGGUAAAGAUCCCAAAGAAGCAGCUCUAACAGAAGAGCUGCUAGCCCACCAAAGACCAAGUCUUAGAGGAGACCAGGCACUAAAACCUGAACUUGUGACAAGAAAAAGAGAAUGGGAAAGAGAAUCCAUAGAAUCAGAACUGGCCAGUUUAGAAAAAGAAAUAACCCCCAAGGAUGGAAAAAUUGAGAGCAUGGCAAAAGCAGAAGAAAUGGCAAGAGACAGAGAAAGAUUUCUAGGGGGAUCCAGAUCAGAAGAGGAGGAAGCUGAAGGCGCUCAAGUUAGUGAGGAGUUAAGAGCAGCAAAGAGAGAACAGGUGCGACGGCAAAUCGCUGAGGGAAAAGAAGACGUAGAAGUGACUGAGGCACCAAAAGCUUUAAAGACAAGAGAAUUAGAAGGAAUUAAGGCAGUGGACAGAGACAUGCUUGAAGCAAAAGAAAAGAUGAAAGGAGAAUAUAAGACAGCUAAAGAUUGGGAGGCAACAUUUGCAGAAAAGAUCCGUAUGGGAGAGGUACCAGAAAAGGUGGAAGAAGCUGAACCCAAAGAGAAGGUCACUUUUCAAGAAAAAAACCAUAAAGCAGAGGCCGAAAGAAAAGCUGGCAUAAUGGAAAAGGAAAGAAAGGAUGAGGCAUUUUUGAGGGAAGAUGAAGAGGGAAAAUAUGAAUUGAGGCCUAUUUCCCCUAUGGAAGCAGGACUUAGACCACCACAAUUAAAAAUGAAGGAUGAAGAUGAAACAGCAGCUGCUGCAGAAAAGGCAAACACUGGUGGAAGAGAGGUUCCAUCUGAGAUGGCAGAAACAGUCCAAGACAUUUCAUCCAGAUGGGAUGAAGAUUUAUACCAAGAAUAUCCAGAUGUUACUGGGAUGAAAGCCAUAUCUACAGAAGAUUUAACCUUCAAGAAAAUAAAGCCUUUGGUGGGUGAGGCCUUCCUCGACCAUGAAAUUGAAAUAACUGAGGAGGACAAGUUAGCAGGCAAACCAUAUUCUGAAAGAGAGAAAGACAGACAAGAAAGAGCAAAAGAUAUUUUAGCAUUUGAACAAACAGCCCAAGGAGAAAAGGCUAUAGUACAACCUGUAGAAAGAGGAGUUGAAGAAAGAGGAAAAGAAGAGAGGCUAAAGUCCAAAAUGGCAGCUCCAGAAGAGAAACUGGACUUGGAGAAAGAAGGGCUUUAUAUUGAACCUGACUUAGAAUCUAUGGCAGGAUUGAUGGAAGAAUUAGCGGAGAAGGAAAAGGCAAAAGGAAAGAUGUGGGUUGAAGAGGCAGAAGGAGAAAUAAAAGGAUUGUCUCCAAGACAGAAAAUGAUUGAGGAAGAACAGAAAGCACUGAGAAGAAAGGCAGAAAUUGAAGAGGGAGGCACUGAGAUGGCACUUAAAGGAGAGGCAGAAAUAGUUGAGACAGAAGUUAAAACUAAAGGGAAAGUAGAAAAAGGAGAGGUAGGAAAGAAAAUGGAAUAUCCAUGGGAAUCAGAAGGAGACAUGGCACUUAAAAGGGAGACAGCAACUGGAGAGGCUAAAGUUGAUGUGGGACGUGAGGGGCAGUUAGAAGUCACAGAGGCAGAAGCUGACAUGACACUUAAAGGGGAGGCAGAAAGAAGACACACUAAAGCUACAUUGCUACCCAAAGACAGGUUAGAUGCUGAAGAAGCAAAAGCUGACAUAACACUUAAAGAGGAGGAAGAAACUGGACGUGUCAAAGCUAAAGUGGGACCUAAAGGGGAAUUAUAUCCUGAAGAAGCAGAAGCUGAGAUGAUACUUGAAAGAGAGGCAGAAACUGGACGUGUCAAAGUUAAGGUGGGACAUAAAGGAGGGUUAUAUCCUGAAGAAGCAGAAGCUGAGAUGGCACGUAAAGAAGAAGCAGAGCCUGGACGUGUCAAAGCUAAGGUGGGACCUAAAGGAGGGUUAUAUGCUGAAGAAGAAGCUGAGAUGGCAUUUGAAAGAGAAGCAGAACCUGGACGUGUCAAAGCUAAGGUGGAACCUAAAGGGGAGUUAUAUGCUGAAGAAGAAGAAGACGCUGAGAUGGCACUUGAAAGAGAAGCAGAACCUGGACGUGUCAAAGCUAGGGUGGAACCUAAAGGGGAGUUAUAUGCUGAAGAAGAAGAAGCUGAGAUGGCACUUGAAAGAGAAGCAGAACCUGGACGUGUCAAAGCUAAGGUAGAACCUAAAGGGGAGUUAUAUCCUGAAGAAGACGAAGAAGCUGAGAUGGCACUUGAAAGAGAAGCAGAGCCUGGACUUAUCAAAGCUAAAGUGAGACCUAAAGGGGAGUUAUAUGCUGUAGAAGAAGAAGCUGAGAUGAUACUUGAAAGAGAGGUGGGACUUAAAGGGGACUUAUAUCCUGAAGAAGCAGAAGCUGAGAUGAUACUUGAAAGAGAGGCAGAAACUGAACGCGUCAAAGUUAAGUUGGUACCUAAAGGAGGGUUAUAUCCUGAAGAAGCAGAAGCUGAGAUGGCACGUAAAGGAGAAGCAGAGCCUGGACGUGUCAAAGCUAAGGUGGGACCUAAAGGAGGGUUAUAUCCUGAAGAAGCAGAAGCUGAGAUGGCACGUAAAGGAGAAGCAGAGCCUGGGCAUGUCAAAGAUAAGAUGGGACCUAAAGGAGGGUUAUAUCCUGAAGAAGCAGAAGCUGAGAUGGCACUUGAAAGAGGAGCAGAGCCUGGACGUGUCAAAGUUAAGGUGGGACCAGAAGGGGAGUUAUAUGCUGAAGAAGCAGAACCUGAGAUGGCACUUGAAAGAGAGGCAGAAACUGGACAAGCAGAAGCUGAGAUGGCACUUGAAAGAGAAGCAGAGCCUGGACGUGUAAAAGUUAAGGUGGGACUAGAAGGGGAGUUAUAUGCUGAAGAAGCAGAACCUGAGAUGGCACUUGAAAGAGAGGCAGAAACUGGACGUGUGAAAGCUAAGGUGGUACCUGAAGGGGAGUUAUAUGCUGUACAAGCAGAAGCUGAGGUGACGUUUAAAAGUGAAGCAGAAACUGGACGUGUCAAAGCUAAGGUGAUACCUAAAGGAGACUUAUAUGCUGAAGAAGCAGAAGCUGAGGUGACACUUGAAAGAGAGGCCGAAACUGGACUGAUUAAAGCUAAGAUGGUACCUAGAGGGAAGUUACAUGCUGAAGAAGCAGAAGCUGAGGUGACAAUUUCAUGGAAAGCAGAGACUGGACAGAUUAAAGCUAAGGUGGGACCUAAAGGAGAGUUAGAUGCUGAAGCAGCUGAAGCUGAGUUGACAGUUGCAUGGAAAGCAGAAACUAGACAGGUCAAAGCUAAAAUGGCACCUAAAGAGGAGUUAUAUGCUGAAGAAGCAGAAGCUGAAAUGAUACUUAAAAAAGAGGCAGAAACUGGACAACCAGACAAGAUAGUAACUGAAGGGUGGUUAGAUGUUGCAGAAGCAGAAGCUGAGUUGACAGUUAAGGGAAAAGCAAAAACUAUAGAGGCAGAAUCUCAUAAGAUAGCUGAAAGGGAAUUAGAAGUCAAAAUGGCAGAAUCUGAGGGGAUACUUAAAAAGGGGACAGAAGGCAAGGUCGCCUUGAAAUGGAAGCCAGAUACUGGAGAGGCUGAGGUGAUAUCUAAAGGGGAAUUAGAAUUUGAAGAAGCAGAAGCUGAGUUGCCAUUUAAAGAAAAAGCAAUAGAGAAAACACUUAAACCAAAGGCAGUAAUUAUAGAGGAAGAGGCUGAUGUGAUACCUAAAGAGGAAUUAGACGUCAAAGAGGCAGAAACUGAGGGGACGCUUAAAAGGGAGGCAGAAACUGGAUUGGCCAAAGGUAAGGUGGUGCCUAAAGAGAAGUUAGGUGCUGAAGAAGCAGAAGCGGAGAUGAUACUUAAGAGGAAAGGAGAAAGUAUGGAAGCAGAGUCUGAAAUAAUAGCUGGAAAGGACUUAGAAGCAGAAGAGGCAGAAGCUGAGGGGACACUUAAAAAGAAGGCAGAAGGCAAGGUAGCCUUGGAACAGAAGGCAAAAGCUGUAAAGCCAGAGACUGAGGAAGCGUUUGAAGAGGAGGCAGAAGUUAAAGUUGUACCAAAACGCCAGGAAACAGAAGAUUCAGAAGCAAAGGGAGAAGUGCUUUCUGUGGUUAUAGGAGCUCUGAAUGAAACCACCUUUGGAGAUCAAGGGUUAGUCACCAGGAGAGAAGAAAUUAUAGCAGAAAUAAAACAUACUUCUGAAUCAGCCCCACAAAAAGAAACAUUUAUUGGAGGAGAUAUGAAAAAGCAGGAGAUGAAAAAAGAACCUGGUCUCCAAACUGGAGUAUCUGACAAAGCUGAAACAAGGGAAACAUUUCUUUACAUGGAAGUACAGGAGGAAGUCAUAGCUCCUGAAGAAGAGAAGGAACAGGAUGAAUCAGACACAGGAGAAGAGAUGAGAGAAGGGAUGAUAACACUUGCAGAUGUAGAAGAAGCUCUCUUAAUAGGGAUACAGCAGCUGAUAACAGAAGUAUCACAGAUCAAUGAAAAAGAUAAAGAUAAAGAAGAACCUCUGAUGGAAAGAUCAGCAGAAGAGGAAUCACCUCAGGAGUGUGCUACAAGUGAAGAUUUUUUUGCUAUUGUAGUAAAUGAAGAAAGGGAGACCAUUGAGAGCAGUAACAGUGAGGGAGAAGGAAUUGGGGAGCAUUCAGAAGAAGAAACAGGAGAGCCUUCAGAAGAAGGAACAGGGGAGCCUUCAGAAGAAGGAACAAGGGAGCCUUCGGAAGAAGAAACAAGGGAGACUUCGGAAGAAGGAACAGGGGAGCCUUCAGAAGAAACCCCUUCAGAUGAAAAAGAUGGAAAUAUAAACUGUGAAAUGGGAUUGGAGGAGACUACAGAUGAAACAAUCACAAUGACAAAUACCAUUCUUUGGAGCUCCCAGGAGUAUGAAAGAGAGUGUCACCAAGAUCCUACUGGAUCUGAUUGAGAAGGCAGACACCUAGACUGAAGAAUGCUUUGCGGUUGGAACUUCCCAUCUCAUCAUUGCUGCCUCAAGACUUGGUGGAAACACAGACUUAUUCAAGCAUCUUCUUAUAUUCUUUUGAUGCUUGUCAUCCAUCUUUCCAUUGUUGUUCUGAUUACCAUGAUCAUUUAAUAACUUUUUUCAAGGAAAUCAUUCUAGAUCGGUGCCACCUGGGGUAACUGCCCUCUUUGAUUUCUUCACACACAUCUGCCACUAUGCACCAGGACUGCUCCAGACAAAUGAAAUCUUAUCUAGCCUAUUUCAUUAAUAGCAUUCCUUUAUAAUUCUGAAAACAAUAAUGAUGAGGCCUGUAUAACAGCUGCCGCACAUUUCUUUUAAAAACAAAACAGAAAUAUUAUGUAAUGGGAACUUUCCCAAAAUCAACCAGCUAAUUCUGCUGCACAGUAAGGGUCACUUGAAGUCUUUAUGUAGAACAAUA